AUGACCAUGCCUUCCGGCGAUUUCGACACCAAGUCCAGCCUUGGGCAAGCCAUUCUCGAGACCGUGAAGGACUAUCCUCGUCCCGCUGACGUCGACAAGUUUACCUAUGGCACGGCUGGCUUCCGUACUAAGGGAGAUUGGCUGGACCAUGUCAUGUACGGAAUGGGUCUACUCGCUGGUCUGCGCUCGAGGAAGCUGAACGGCCAGACAAUCGGCGUCAUGAUCACUGCCUCCCACAAUCCCGCUGUCGAUAAUGGUGUGAAGCUUGUCGAUCCGAUGGGAGACAUGUUAGAGCAAGAUUGGGAGAAGUGGGCCACCAACAUCGUCAAUGGACAGAACCCAGAAGAGACUCUGGAAGCAUAUGCAAAAGUCGUGAAGGAAUUCAAGAUCGAUGUGAGCAAGCCGGCUAAUGUCAUCUACGCGAGAGACACGAGACCUUCAGGUGCACGACUGGUGAAGGCGCUUGAGGCGGGCAUGAAGGCAACAGGUGUGUCUGCUACGGACUAUGGCAUUCUCACCACACCACAACUGCACUACCUGGUUCGUGCGACAAACACUCAGAAGGACAAGAACCCGUAUGGAGAGGUCUCGGAGGAGGGAUACUACAAGAAGCUCGCUGCUGCCUUCCAGCAGGUUAUGAAGAACACCAAAGCCUCCAGCCCAGUCACUGUCGAUUGCGCUAAUGGCGUUGGCGCUCCCAAGCUGAAGAAGCUACUUGAGUAUCUUCCAUCCGAGGAAGAGACUGGGCUCAAGAUCACUGUCAAGAACGACCGCAUUGAACAAGCUGAGGUUCUGAACAAGGACUGCGGUGCUGACUUUGUGAAGACCGGUCAGAAGGUCCCAGCUGGCUUUAACGGCAAACCAUACGAUCGCUGGUGUUCUUUCGAUGGUGACGCCGACCGCAUUGUAUACUACUUCAACGAGGAAGGCAGCAUGUUCCGUCUGCUUGAUGGUGAUCGCAUCGCGACGCUAGCUGCAGAAUUCCUCGGCGGCCUGGUCGGUAAAUGCGGGCUUUCGGACAAGAUCAAGGUCGGUGUUGUGCAGACUGCCUACGCAAAUGGUGCCAGCAUGAAGUACAUCAAGGACCGACUGAAGCUGAAGUCGGAGCUUACCCCAACUGGUGUCAAGCAUCUCCACCACGUCGCAGCGCGAUACGAUAUUGGGGUCUACUUCGAAGCGAACGGUCACGGUACCGUUCUGUUCAGCAACAAUGCGCUGAGAACGAUCUGGAAGCAAGAACCAGAAUCGCCCGCGCAACUCGAAAACCUGGAAGUUCUUCGCGGCGCCACCGAUCUCAUCAACCAGACCGUUGGCGAUGCCAUCUCCGACUUCCUCCUCGUUGAAGCCAUUCUCGCUCACAAGCAGUGGACUGUCAAGGAGUGGUUAUCAACGUAUACCGACAUGCCAAACAAGCUCGCCAAGGCCAGCGUAAAGAAGCGGGAGGACUUCAAGGUCGUCCCAGGUACUGCCGAGCAGAAGCUCGCAAGCCCACCAGGUCUUCAAGAGAAGAUCGACAGCGAAGUCGCCAAGUACCAAGACGGUCGCUGCUUCGUACGACCUUCCGGCACAGAAGAUGUCGUUCGCGUGUACGCCGAGGCUGCCGAAGCAUUCGAUGUGGACCACAUGAUCAGUGCCGUCAAAUCCUUGAUUGCGACAGCGAGCGAACGUGCCGACUAGGAGUUGAGCAUGAAGCAUCUGCGUGAGCAGGCGAAGGAGUUCGCUAAACUUCAAGUUGACGAAAAGCUUAUGAACAAUAUUAGAUAAAGAUCUGGAUGGCGUUUGCAUGCAUAAGCGUUGGAGCAUAGGAAGGACCGAAAAAGUUUCUGAGAUUUGUGGGUGGCAUGUUAUUGGGAAAGCGCAACCAGGCUUUAGGAUGCUCUAGACGCAUACCAUCAUCGAAAUGUGAACAACACUUUGACUUU
Molecule: messenger RNA, 1922 nt
Organism: Pseudocercospora fijiensis CIRAD86
Lineage: Eukaryota; Fungi; Ascomycota; Dothideomycetes; Mycosphaerellales; Mycosphaerellaceae
Exons: 1
Coding region: 1-1677 (558 amino acids)
Biological process (GO): carbohydrate metabolic process; UDP-N-acetylglucosamine biosynthetic process
Molecular function (GO): magnesium ion binding; phosphoacetylglucosamine mutase activity
Source: RefSeq, a predicted model, not a curated record